AAUAAAGAGAGUGAUGACAAGGGAUCAAAUGGUAAAGAGUUCUUAGAUUCUGAGGAUUGCUAUUCUAUUUAUAAGCAGGACGAUGAACUAUCAGAAGAAGUAAUGGAAGAAUCAGUUCUCUUAUUUGAUGAGUCAUAUAAGGAUUAUUUAGUUAGAUCUGUUAUUGAUAAAUUCAGUUUGAAAAAAGAAAUUACAUUAUCUGUUUUAAAAAAAGUUGAUGCUUCAAAGUAA
Messenger RNA from Funneliformis caledonium, 231 nucleotides. The record is from the annotation of a GenBank genome assembly. NCBI's taxonomy places the organism in Eukaryota, Fungi, Glomeromycota, Glomeromycetes, Glomerales, Glomeraceae.